CCCGGCUCCAGCGCUGCCCCCGGGCCGUGCCAGGCCUGUGCCAGGGGGUUCCUGCUGCGGAGGCGGCUCCGGAGCCUGCGGGAGGAGUUCGAGGCCGUGGUGCUGGAGAUCGAGGGGGACCUGGGGCAGCUGCACUGGACCGGCCGCGUUCUGCAGCGGCCGCACUUCGGGCCCGAGCCCUCCCCAGGGAAGCCCUUGGAUCCAGGGGAGCCUGCAGAGAAUGAAACCAUUCCCAAAAAAAUCCCGGAGAAGCCGGAUCCCCCUGGAGCAGAGCGGGCUGGGAGCUGUGGGAACAUCCCCCCCUCAGCCCCUCUGCCCAGGGGCACAACCCCAAAACCCCCAAAUUUGGGGUCUGGUGCUGCUAAAAACCUGGAAAAGGAGGGAAGAGCCCUGGCAGGGAGCCAGGAGUGGGACAACGACAGCGUGGACUCAGAAUGGGACAGCAGUGACCUCGGAGCCAGCCCAGAAAUCCCAGCGGAUCUGCAGGGCCUUCCGCGCUCGGAGCUGCAAUCCCACAGGAACCAUCUCCUGAUGGAGCUGCUGUGGAUCCAACAGGCCAUUGCCAGCAGGAAACAUUUCCUGAUGCUGAAACGGAAGCUGGGAAUUCCCGACCACUCCAGAAACAUUCCCGAGUUCCUGGAUUGGUUUGGAGAAGCCCUGGAGCUGCAGCACCAGUCCUGAUGUGACAGUGACAGCUCAGGGGGAGCUCCAGGAGGUUUUUCAUUCCGGAAAAACGUGGGAAGAAAAACUUUUUUGUGGAUAUUUGGUCCAAGCAGGAUUAAACAUCAUCAAAGGGU
Cyanistes caeruleus (blue tit) is the source of this 797-nucleotide messenger RNA. Lineage: Eukaryota; Metazoa; Chordata; Aves; Passeriformes; Paridae. The record is from RefSeq and is a predicted model, not a curated record.